Tachyglossus aculeatus (Australian echidna) is the source of this 3926-nucleotide messenger RNA. It is a transcript of the gene CREM, whose product is annotated as cAMP responsive element modulator. Gene Ontology annotation, cellular component: nucleus; ATF4-CREB1 transcription factor complex. NCBI's taxonomy places the organism in Eukaryota, Metazoa, Chordata, Mammalia, Monotremata, Tachyglossidae. Gene Ontology annotation, biological process: regulation of transcription by RNA polymerase II. The coding region runs from base 124 to 1095 and encodes 323 amino acids. The transcript is spliced from 10 exons. Gene Ontology annotation, molecular function: protein binding; DNA-binding transcription factor activity, RNA polymerase II-specific; RNA polymerase II cis-regulatory region sequence-specific DNA binding. The record is from RefSeq and is a predicted model, not a curated record.
CCGCCGCCGCCGCCGCCUCCUCCCGUAAGCGGUGACGAGGGCGGCUACGUCAAGGCCAGCGCGGCGGGUCACACCUGUACCCUCAUUAGAAGCAUGGAUGACACGCUCGGGUAGAUACCGCAAAUGACCAUGGAAACAGCUGAAUCGCAACAGAAUGGAAUUGUAGCAGGGGGUGAAACUAAUACUAGCCGAAGUUCAAUUCCUGCCUUAGCUCAGGUUUCAGUAGCUGGAUCUGGCACUGGAAGAGGCUCUCCAGCUGUAGCAUUAGUGCAGUUAGCGUCCGGUCAAACUGUACAGGUCCAGGGAGUGAUUCAGGCCUCCCAGUCUUCAGUUAUUCAAUCUGCACAAAUCCAAGCUGUUCAGGUAGCAUCAAUUGCAGAAACAGAUGAAUCUGCAGAAUCAGCAGAUGUAAUCGAGCCUCACAGUCGUAGGGAGAUCCUUUCAAGAAGAUCUUCAUAUCGAAAAAUACUGAAUGAACUCUCAUCUGAGGUGACUGGUGUUCCUAAGAUUGAAGAAGAAAAAUCAGAAGAAGGAGGAACAUCCCCCAACAUCUCUCCUAUGGCAGUGCCAACCAGCAUAUAUCAGACUAGCACUGGGCAAUACAUUGCUAUAGCCCAAGGUGGAGCAGUCCAGAUUUCUAAUCCAGGAUCUGAUGGUGUUCAGGGACUUCAGACAUUAACAAUGACAAAUUCAGGAACUACUCCACCAGGUGCUACAAUUGUACAGUAUGCCGCACAAGCCGCUGAUGGCACUCAGCAGUUCUUUGUACCAGGCAGCCAGGUUGUGGUCCAAGCCGCCACUGGUGACAUGCCAACCUACCAGAUCCGAACUCCCUCUACCGCUUUGCCACAGGGAGUUGUGAUGGCAGCCUCCCCAGGAAGUCUGCAUAGUCCACAGCAGCUGGCAGAAGAAGCCACCCGCAAGCGAGAACUGAGACUCAUGAAAAACAGGGAAGCUGCUAAAGAAUGUCGACGAAGAAAGAAAGAAUAUGUAAAAUGCCUGGAGAGUCGUGUAGCAGUGCUUGAAGUUCAGAACAAGAAGCUUAUGGACGAACUUGAAACCUUGAAAGAUAUUUGCUCUUCCAAAACAGAUUAGUAGAAAUAUUUACACAAUGGACUGACAAUAACAUAUCCAGUUGCUUUUGAAGGCAAUACAAUGUGUAUAUAUAUCUGUAUAUAUAUAUAUAUGCGCACGCGCGCGCACACACACACGUAUAUAUACAUAGCUAUAUAUAGCCGUCAAGAGUUUUGGCUUUUUCCUUCAUGUCAUUUAUCUCACACUCUCAUCUAUUACAUUCCUGAAAUGCUUCACUGUACUUUUUGGACUCUUAGCCAUAAAAUACAUUUUUUUAAAGGAGACAAAUAUUUAAAAAUUGUAUGUAAACAAUUCUACGAAUGCAAUAUUUGUGGUAAGACUUGUUCCAUGGCCCUAUUUUUCCAGUUCCCACUCUUUACAUGGCAUUAAUGGUGACCUAUAUCAUAAAAUAAAAUAUGCUGUAGGACCUUUAUAAUCACUUUAAAAAAGAUGGUUAGAGAACUUACAUCCAAUAAUACAAAAAAACCCCAAACCAAAACCUACAAAAAAUACCUCAGGAAAGACUUUAUAGAAAGUAUAUUCUGAAUAUAUACCUAUAUGAGACUAUUAGUCAACAAAUAAAUUGAUGCUAUUUUUCAGAUUUUUAUAUUGGUUGCGUUGUGAAAAAAAUAUUGCAUUGCGUGUUACUGAAUGCCAUGGUUUGAAAAUAGUUUUAAUAGAACCAUGUUGGAGACACUCUGUAGAUUUUAAUGUGUAUUUAAAUAUCUGAAACACUUCGGUUUUAAUCUAUGGCAUAAUAUAGAAAUGGCCAUGCAGAAGUACACAAUGCCAGUUUUAUAGGGUAUAAGCAACGUGAGCAACAGAGCGUUCAUGACAUUUAAAUCUCUGGAAAUAAUAAUUUGUUAAGGGUUUACUAGGUUCAAAGCACUGUGCUAAGCAGUGGAAUAAAUAGAAUCAUAUCAGACACAGUCCCUGCCCUAUUUGGGGCUUACAAGUCUAAGCACGGGGAAAGAGCAUUUUAUAGAUGAGGUAACUCAGACCCUGAGAAAUUAAGCAAUUUACCAGUGGUCAUAUCAGGCAAGGGGAGGAUCUGUGAUUAGGACCCGGGUCCCUUAACUCCCAUUCAUGUUUCUUUCCACUAGGUCAUUCUGCUUCACAGAAGAGUUAAAAAUGGGGCAAGUUGAAAAAAAAGUCUUACCAGAAAUGACUAUACAUGACAAGUUUCUUUUGACCUUGUUUCACCAUUUUACUGAGCUCUUCACAAUGGAACUAAAUGUACUAACACAUACCUCAACUGUCUUAUUAGAAUGUCUCUCCAUAGGGAAACCGUGUGAUGGAGUUUUUCAGUAUUUGCUGGGAACCAGGUCUUUCUGUGGCAAUUUCUUAAUAAUGCCCCUUGCACCCAGAUAUUAACUGAUUGAUUCUUAGUAGUCCUAAAGAAGCAACACAAGUUUUCAUUUUUAUUUCCAAGUGAUUUGAAGUCUCUUUUGGCAAUACUCAUGCCCCCCACCCCUUGUUGAGAUUAACCAGUUUGGGCCAGAAUUUCGGAGUAAUAAUAAUAAAAAUAGUAAUAUAAUUGUAAUAUUUGUUAAGUGCUAAGCACUGUGCUAAGGGCUGGAGUAGAUACAAUGCAAUGAGAUUAGAUGCAGGUCCUGUGGCAGGAUCCUGAUUGGAACAAACUGUUGUAUGUGUGCACCAGUCAUCGGACUCGUUUAAAUCUCUUACUAAAAGACAAUUUCAGGUUGUAAAAAUACAUCUAUGACCGUACAGCGGGACAUGGUUCAUUAGCCAUGUAUUCUCCUUCUUGUGAAGACAUCUUUGAAAAGUCAUGCGUAAAAAAGGUAAUCUUUUUCAAACAAAAUGUGUUUAAAAUGUGUUUUCUUGCUAAUGGGUUCCUGUCUGAUUAAUCCAGGAAGGAAGUAGCAGCGUCUCCUACCCAUAACCCCAUUUAGUGAAAGAGGUUAGCCUGUGAAAGGGGAAAAGCAAGGGAAGAGGGCAAGGCAGAGAAAAGAAAAAGGGAGAAAGAAAAUACCCAAAUACUCGGAAUUGCACAUCUUUGCUCCUCUCGUCUUAUAGAAUCCUUCCACUACAAAGUAUGUCUUGGACUUCUGGAAAACGAGGCCGGAGUCACUCAUACCUUCUACCUCCUCACAUAUCCAUGCCUUCUACCUCCUUAUUUCUUUAGACUUUAUUUUGCCUAUUUUUUGUUUUUCUCCUGCAGAAAACUCAUAUGAGAAAAGAAGACAAGGAGGGGAAACAGGAAUCAAAGGAAAAGCCCACAGUUUGGGUGAAAGAAAGAAGAAUCUCAGGCCAGAAUUUCACAGACUCCCUGUGGCCUAUAGUUGAAUUUCCAGAAAUAAUCCUUUCCCCCGCAACUUCCUCCUUCAUUGUCCCAAGUUUCCUUCCCCUACCCCUUCAGUCAUCGGUUCUGAGUUCCUAGCGUCACAACUCUCUGAAACGUUUUGGAUUUGUUAGGUUGGAUUGGGAACCCCAGUGCUAAUUUUGGAGUCUAAGGCAGUGCUCUUUCAGGCCUCCUCAUGAGACUCUAAGAGCCAGAAUACUUAAGGUUUGUAAAUGUGUAUAAAUAGUUACUGCAUCUGGUUUCUUUGAUCAUUUAAAUCAAGAGGAAGCCUUGUCUGGUUCUUCUCAGAAAGGGCUUACUCCCAAAGAUUGUUUCUGUCUAAUAUGAGUGAGCGGCCUUAAUUUGCCUUAAUAAUGACAUCAAUAAUAGUAUUUGUUUAAUGUUCAUUGUGUGUCCAUAUCUGUGGCAGAUAUGAGAUAAUCAGCUUGGAUGUAGUCCCUGCCCGUCAUCAGGCUAACAGUGCAAAUGGGAGGGAGAACAGGCAUUAAAUCCCCAUUUUACAGAUGAGAAAACUGAGGCAAAGAGAAGU